AAUAAAUAAAGACUUUGUGUGACACUUUUUUCUUACAAAAAUGCACCAAACUGUAGACUCACUUUCAACUUAACUAACAUUUAAAUGCUUUUUUUCUUCAAAAAAAAAACCCUUUAGACUCCAGUUGUUGCAAAGACCUUGCAGAAAAAAGGGUCAGUCAUAGGGAACUACUUACUGGAAGACAGGCCAGUGAAAAGAGUCUCUUCUGAUGACUUGAAAGUGGAGACAAAGAAAGAAAUGACAGAUUCACCCAAGACUCAACAGCCGUCAUGUAGAGUCAGGAGAGAAAAUGUUGAACAGAAGCAGACUCAGAGCAUGAGUCUUACUCCUCAGCGAGUGUUCAAAGUGGUAUUUCUGGGUAACUCAGGGGUGGGCAAGAGCUCCUUCAUCCAGCAUUACUGCACAGGCCGCUUCACUACGCUGAGCUGCACUGCUGGUAUAGAUUUCCAGAUGAAGACUUUAACUGUGAACUCCGUCAUUACAACACUGCAGCUCUGGGACACAGCAGGGCAGGAAAGAUAUCGAAGCAUCACUGAGCAGUACUACAGAAAGGCUGACGCCAUCCUUGCUGUGUAUGACAUAACUGACUCCCUCUCCUUCACUGCAGUGAGAGGAUGGAUGGACUCUGUAAAGGAGAAGAUGAGUGACGGUACGGUGCUAAUGCUGAUGGGGAACAAGCUAGAUUUAAGCCAUCACACAAGAGAAGUAACGACGGCAGAAGGCAGGAGGCUGGCAGAGCAGUAUGAAGCUUUGUUUUACGAGUGCAGCGCCAAGACGGGACGGAACAUGGACGAGCUCAUGAUUCAUUUGGCUGAGAUAUUAAUAACUAAGAAUGACCAACAACGUGAAGAUUCAGUUUUACUGAGUGAGGAGACUGCAGAAAGAGGAUGCUGUGUCCACAAAAAAAAGUAGACAAUGGAUUUUUGUACAUAUUUGUUGUUGAAAUUGACGAGAAAACUCAAUUGAUCUUUAAUGAGAAAUAUAUUCUCACUUCUAUUGCAAUUUUUACCAAAGCAUGUCUGUAAUUUUCUGUUUUAUAUGCAUUUUUUUGGCUUUGUUUCAAUACAGAAUUUAUUUGUUUA
Oryzias melastigma (Indian medaka) is the source of this 1082-nucleotide messenger RNA. RefSeq names its product ras-related protein RABE1d-like. Lineage: Eukaryota; Metazoa; Chordata; Actinopteri; Beloniformes; Adrianichthyidae. The record is from RefSeq and is a predicted model, not a curated record. The coding region runs from base 238 to 912 and encodes 224 amino acids. Gene Ontology annotation, molecular function: GTPase activity; GTP binding. The transcript has 8 exons.